AUGUCUAGUACGGUUCGUAAGUCGAAUAUCAAUAAAAUUUCUCAUUCAGUAGAUGAUUGUAAAGAAUCAAAAGGGAAUCUUCAAGAAAUACAGGAUUUAGAAAAUGGUAUGCCAAAUGGAAUUUCCAUUAAACUACAAGAAAAUUAUUUUUAUGAUGUGAAGGAUUUACAUUCACUUGAUCACAGUUCAGAUCAGUUAACAAAAGUAACAUCUACAUCUACAAGUUGUACAGAACUAAAUUCUUGUAAAGUUAGUGAACCUACAUACUGUAGUCGAUCAACACUAUUGGGCAGACAAAACAUUCCAUUAAAAGAACUUACUAAACCUUUAACUGUUGAAACAAAGUUAUGGUGUGAUAUUACUUCAGAAAAUCUAGAUACAGGUGACUCGGAAACACCUGUUACAAAUGACAUAUAUCCUACAAAUUCAUCGAUAACUUCAACUAAUGAAAUUUGUGGUACCGUUUUAGAUUCACGUCCCCAAACACGAGCACUUACUAGAGCAUCUUUAAAGCUAAAUUCACUUAGUUCAGUACAAGCAUCAACUGAAGAACGAAUUUCGACCACAAAAAUAUCAUCAGAUAAUGUACAAUCAAAUAAAUCAGUACUGAUGAAUCAUGAAUCCAGUGUAUAUAAUUCAGAUGUAUCAAACAAGUAUCGUUCACCUACAGAAAUUUCCCCAAUGACUACAGACUUAGCUGAAUCCAACAUUUCAAUUUCAUCCAGUGAUAUCGCUGGUUCAAAUCGAGGAUCAAAGUAUCCAACAAGAUCAUCAACUCGAAUGGAUACUCUAGCUUCUCAUAAUUUAGCUCACCUUCGUUCAAAUCCUGUUACUCUUCACAGUAAUGCGAGUCCUUCAAAAGUUAGUAGAAUCACUUCUUUUGAACAGACUUCUACGGUUCAUUCCACUUCUAAUGCUAAUACUAAUACUACAAAUAUUACUUCAACAUACUUAUCACCGUUUACGUAUGAUUACAUGAAAUUGAAGAAUUCACCAAGUUUAUAUCCUCCACCUUUAAGUGUGGAAGAACUGAAUAUCCUACUACAUAAAAUAGAUGAACAAAUAAAACUAUGCCUUAGUGCUUUGAUUGAAGAAGAAGAGAAACGUCGAUCUUAUCGUAUUGAUGAUGCUAGACGUAUACACAAUUAUGAACCGUUUAUACGAGCUUUUCUCACUGCCCUAGCUAGACAUGGAAUGUUAAAAGAUCAAGUAUUAUCUGCAAUGAAACUGAAACAUACCCCUGUUAUUAAUCACAAUCAUAUUUCAUCUAUACAAGUAUCAGACAGUUGUAAAAGUCAAAUAUUAACUCGAGUUAGUCAAUCUACAAGCAAUAAUAUUCGUGUCUCUCAUCACUAUAACGCUUUGAAAUAUCGCAAGCUACGAAGGAGAAGAAGAAUAAGAGAUUCUAUUAGGAAUUCAAGAUCGAGUUGUACCGGAAAGGAUACAGGUGUAGUCGAAUUAAAAUCUCCGUUAGGUGAAUCAACUGAUUUAACAUCAUCUUAUCGACCACCUGUGACUGAUGAAUCAUUGUCAUUUAUGAAUUCCUCUGGCUCUUGUAAUUUACAGAGUGUUUUGACUAACUCUACAACUACACUUCAAGCACCAGUUGUAUCUACACAAAGUAAAAACUCACGUGCAAUACGAAUCAAUGUAAAUCAGCAACAUAGUGACGAAACUGGUGAAUCUACUUUACAAUGCCCAUUACUUAUUUCAAAUAGUUUAUGUACAGAUAGUUGUCAAAAGUCAUCUGUAACUAUUGAUGAGAAUAGCAUAGUUGAGGGUAGUUUGGCUUCUUCAGCUGUGUCAUCAGUCACACUAGCAUCCUGCUCAUCAUGUGGUUCAUCUCCUCAAUCAUCCAAUUCAUCCCGGUCAACUAAUCUUCGAUCCAAUUCUUCAGGUGUAAAAUUAAGACAAAUUAAAUCAGAUGAUCGAGUCAAUACUAGACGUUCUUUACGACCGCGUGUCUCUCGUGAACAUGCUUUCACACAAGAUGCAAAUAAUUCAGCUGACUCUUUUAGUGUCACAUCAGAGGAUCCGGAUACAAACAAUAGUGGAAUUAAUUUAAGAGAUAGAACUACGAAGUCAUCUUCACGUACACAUAAUGCUGACUGUACUAAUUGCACUGUCACAGAAUCAUCUUCAUCCAGUUCCCAACGAUUUCGGAAACGACGUCUGCAUCGAUAGAAUUUAUGCAGUCAUUUAUAUUGAUC
Schistosoma mattheei is the source of this 2210-nucleotide messenger RNA. The record is from the annotation of a GenBank genome assembly. NCBI's taxonomy places the organism in Eukaryota, Metazoa, Platyhelminthes, Trematoda, Strigeidida, Schistosomatidae.